GGCUCCCCAGGGAACGGGCACGGCCCCAGGCUGCCAGAGCCCCAGGAACAUUUGAACAACGCCCUCAGGGAUGCCCAGGCUGGGAUUGUUGGGGUGUCUGUGCAGGGUUGCACUGGAGGAUGCUUGUGGAUCCCUUCCAAGGGAAGCCCCCGGAAGCUGCGCUGCGGGAACGCCGGGAUAAGAUCGGUCGCAACCUGAAGGAGUGGCUGCGGGAGCAGUUCUGCGACCACCCGCUGGAGCGCUGCGAAGACACCCGGCUGCACGACGCGGCCUUCGUGGGGGACCUGCCCACGCUGCGCAGCCUGCUGCAGGACGAGAGCUUCCAGAGCCGGAUCAACGAGAAGUCGGUGUGGUGCUGCGGCUGGCUGCCCUGCACGCCCCUGCGCAUCGCGGCCACCGCCGGCCACGGCCCCUGCGUCGACUUCCUGCUGCGCAAGGGGGCCGAGAUCGACCUGGUGGACGUCAAGGGGCAGACGGCUCUCUACGUGGCCGUGGUCAACGGGCACCUGGAGUGUGCCAAGAUCCUGCUGAAGGCUGGCGCUGAUCCCAACGGCAGCCGGCACCACCGCAGCACCCCGGUGUACCACGCGGCGCGGGUGGGGCGCGCCGACAUCCUGCAGGAGCUCAUCAGGUACGGCGCGGACGUGGAUGUGAACCACCAGCCGGCAUCCCGCGGGCCGGGGCAGGCGCUGCGGCCGCUGACCACGCUGGUGGUGUGUCCCCUCUACAUCAGCGCUGCCUACCACCACUUGCCCUGCUUCCGCCUGCUGCUCCAGGCGGGAGCCAACCCGGAUUUUAACUGCUGCGGGCCCAUCAACGUGCAGGGCUUCUCGCGGGGCUCGCCCGUGUGCGUGCUGGACGCUGUGCUGCGCCACGGCUGCGAGCCGGCCUUCGUCCGCCUCCUCAUUGACUUUGGAGCGGAUCUCAACCUCGUCAAGGUGGAGGCCUUGGGAGGCGAGGCCACGGGGAGGGUCAAGGUGAACGCCGAGGCGCUGGAGGUGUUCAAAGAAGCGAGGGGCCGCACCCGGAGCCUCUUGUCUCUGUGCCGCAUAGCUGUGCGGAGAAUCCUUGGCAAAUCCCGCCUGGAUCUGAUCCACAGCCUUCCCAUCCCAGACCCCAUUAAACAAUUUUUACUCCAUGAACACAGUUAAAGGGCGACUGGCUGCUUUUGGGGACAGUUUGACUUGGUAAAUGAGUGCCCUGACAGAGCCAGGUGUCAAUCCUGCCCCUUUUUCCCUCAUGGAGUGCACAUAAUUCCCUGCUCCCGUGGAUUUUUUUUCUCCUCCAGAUUUAGGGUGCAGUGAUUCAGUGUCUUAUCUCCUUGGGGAGAGGCUGCUAAGCGUGUGUGGGUGUUGCUGGAGCAAAUACAAUAUAUCCUGUAGCUGUUGGCAAAUGUGUAACCUCUGUUACUGGUCUGUGUCACACUCACACACCUGGGGUCUCUGUGGCAUUUCUGUGUGGGCAAAGUGUCCCUACUUUACUAUUUUUCCCACCACAGCACAUAAAACCAGGAGUUCCUACCUGCAUUUUACUCUAUAUCCCAUGGUAAGACGAGAGGAAACCCACCCAGAUCCACGUAAUGGGUCUGUAUUGUUUGCAUCAUGGAAAAGGGAGAAAAAAGGGUUUUUUUGAGGAGUUGGGCGAUUUUGUGCUUCUAAUCACAGCGUUGCAUCCAGCAGCCUGGGCUCCUUUGACUUCCAGUGCCUCUUCAUGCCACAAACUCCCAGGGUGUGAUUCUGCAGGGAGUUAGCAGCCUUUUGUCGGGAUCUCGGGGUCAGCCACUGAUGUGCUCCGUGCAGAGGAAUCGUUGUCAAAACAGCAACUUUAGAAGGAUAGAGACGGUGGCGCCUCAGGAUCUUGGGAGAAAUCUCAGGUGAUAACUGGUACUUGCUUUAACUUUUCCGAUUCAAGUAAAGUCACUGUGUUAUAAGUUUAUUUUUUUUUUGGAUGAUUUUUCUUUGCUAGCUCUUCUUCCCGUGCUCAUCCAGCUGGCAAAGGUGAUUUUCCACACGUGACCUUAAAGACCAGAGAAUCCCAGCUUGGUUUGGGUUGGAAGGGACCUUAAAACUCACCUAGGUGCAAGCCCCUGCCAUGGGCAGGGACACCUUCCACUAUCCCAGGUUGCUCCAAGCCCUGCCCCUGGACCCUAUGGGGUAAACCUCAAUGUUGGUUCCAAAAUGUUCUUCUCCCAGAGGCAUAAAUAAAUGCAAAAGCCAACCAAAGCAGAGGAUAUUUCCAGACCUUCUCCAGGUGAGGUGCAGUGGACGUGGAGCUGUGGGCAGGUGAGGAGGGGCAGUUCUGCACUGUUCCCUUCCCAGGCCUGCAGCUGGUUUUGGUUUUCCUGGCGCUGGCAGUGAGUUGUGCACUGGCUUUAUAGAGGUGUGAACAUGCCUGGGAGAUGCAAACAGGUUGUAAAGCCUCUUGGCACCUUGCUGGGGGAUCCAUAAUGGUUUGCAGGAGCUCACUGUGCUCCUGAGCUCCAGUAUGGGGGAGGCAGAAAAUGAGAUGGGCUGUCUUGAGAAAGUGCCACGGGAACAGCUUUUGGGGUUGGUUUUUCCCUGAGGAUUUUUAGUUGGUUUGUAAAUGGGACCCCCCCCCCAGUUGGGGUGGAGGUGGUAGGAUGGAUGUGAGGAAAGCUGGAAGGACCCACAAGGACCAUCCAGUCGAGCUCCUGGCCCUGCACAGACACCUCAACAAUCCCACCCUGUGCACCCCUGAGGGCAUUGUCCAAAUGCCCCUGGAGCUCGGGCAGCCUUGGGGCUGGGACCAGUCCCUGUUCCUGUGCUCAGCCCCCCCUCUGGAUAGUGGUUCCACCUGGAAUGAGCUGCAGUGAAUGAGCUGAUAUUCCUCAGUGAGAAUAUCAGAGGGUGGCCAAAGAAAUGGAGAGAAUGGACUCAACUCAGUGCUUGAUGUAAGCUUGGUCUGUAAUUAAAGCUGAGCCUGUUACAAUGUUAAUUAGAGAUCCCAUCCAAAGGAUUCCCCUGAGCAUGGAUCUCUCCAGGUCUAAGGAUGGUUCUCCCAGCCCAGCAGAAAACCAGCCUAAACCAGGCUCAUCAGUGACUUGGAGAUGUGCAGAAUCAAGGCUUUGGAGUGCCUGGAUCAUCCAUCCAACUCCUGUCUUCACUGAGGGACUUUGCCUCUGGAAAUGGCCAAACCUUUGGCUUGAGGGCCUGGAAUGAGUCCAACCUGGGGACAACUCACAUGAAAUUAAGCUGUAAGUGCCCAGGAUUCUGUUGGAAUGAAGUCCCUGUGGAGAUUGGUUGCUGAGGCUACUUAAACCCGGCUUUGCCGAGGUGGUUUAAUACUCAGAGAGUUUGAAAUUUUCACUGCAGAGAGAUAAUAAUCUUGAAAUAGAUUCAGGAUACUCAGAGACUUCAUUGUCCUGUCCUAUUGGGCAAAACCCUGCGUCCUCUGCCUUAUCCUGUCCUUUUAAACCCAGGAAACAAUAGUCUUCCAGUAUGAAAUCUCAAUAAUUCAUGCAUUUCUAUCCUUCCACACUAUAUAAACAGCAUUUCUUUUUGCCUUGGCUUGGACUUCACCAUUCCCUCCUAUGCAGCAAAGCUAUCCAAACUCCAAACAGGUGUUUUUUCCCAUGUUGUCCAUGGGGCAUGCUCAGAUAAUGAGUGUAAAAAUUGAGCUGUGGGUGGGAAAUUAAACAUUCCUGCAGUGUACAUCCCAUCCAUUGAAAAAUGCUCAUUGUAUUUGUGCAGUAUUUAUAAAGUGUGUGCGGCCUGGCGUGGCCUUGCUGGAAGCUUGAGUGGGACAGGAUAAGAAGAUUGGAAAAUGCUUGAAGAACCGAACCAGGUCUGGAAUCAGCCAAGCUGCUCCAAAGCUGUCCUUUCACAUUGGCUUUCUUGUCUUUGUUGCUAGGGCAGGAUUUCCAGGGCACGGGAUGCUGGUAGCUGGGAUGCAAAUAUCAUUUCCUGCUCAUUUUGCAAAGGGUGGGGGAAAGGCAUCUGUUGGGUUGAAGUGGUUUUUUUAGUUGGUUUUGAAGGUUGGUUUGUUUGUUUGUUUCUUGUUUCUCAAUCCCCGAAGUCAAGUAAAGCCCUUUUUACCCCAACUUGAGUUACAGUACCUUUUUAGCCUACUUCAUCUUCCAGUGAAGAAAACUGUGGCAGGACUCAACAGAGGGGACAAAAUGCCACUUCCAGAAGUGCCUGUUGGCUUUUCCCAGGCUCGAAAUGGUUUGGGACAGCAGCAGGAUCAGACCUGAGGGCAAGUGGGAGGUACUUGUGGUGAGCCUGGAUCCACCUGCAGCCCAAUAAAGAGCGGGAUGGCUCUGGAUCUGGGAAAGCUGGGUCCUGCCGGCCUCUCCCUGUUCUGUAGCCACUGGAGGGGGCCGGAGAACCGCGGUCCCUGCCUGAGGGUUACAGGGACAGCGCCGCUGCCGCCUUCUGCCAUGCCCUUCCUGGGCGAUGUUCAGGGCAUCCUGAAUUUUUUCCACCUUCACACCGGGCUGAAGAGGGCUCUUUAAACCUGUAAUUUCUGCUCCUGCUCCCUUGGUUGCUCUGGAAAUGCAGCUCCUCAGUUUGUCUUGGCAUGCAAGUAGAUGUAAUUCCUCAAAAUAUUUUGAUUCUUAUAACUUAGCUUUUUUAUUUUGUGGCGUUUUCGCUGGAGAACUCCCUACGAGCUUGAGCAGCAAGAGUUUCUGCUGGUUGCUCUGUUUUUCCUGAGGAUUAGCAUGUGUACCUGAGGAUUUAGUCCAUGCAGCUGCCUCCAGGCAAGGGCACGGUCCCUUUUUUAGGAUUCCUGCUUUUUUCACUCGGGAGAUGUUUGUCUGAUCUGGUGCCAGUGUUUCCUCUGAAGGCAAAACCAGAGUUUUUCCUGAACUGGAAGAAAAUUAUUAAAUGGUCUGGAAUUAUGAUGAUGAAAAACAAAGCCAAACAAGCCCUAAUCUUAAAUUUUAACACUUCCAGGCUCGAUAUUCUUCUAAUUUGGAGUGUCUCCCUCCUGCCUCUUCAUGCAUCUCUCCCCAGGCCACCCCAAAUUGGUACCCACAAGUCAGUGACACCAUUUCUGUGCUGCAGCUUGGAACUGGAGAUUUAUCCUCAAACAGGAGAGAUCUGUGUAUCUGAGCUGCCAGUUUGGGAACAAGAAAUGUGGAAUUGCUUUAAGGAAUUGCAUGUUAUUUACCUGUGCCCUCCAGGACAGACAAGCUGGGAUUUCUGCUCCCCUCUGACUGAAUUUCCUGCGUGACAGACUCACCUGAGAGCCUGUCCUUGCUUUUAUAACAGCAUUGCAACAUGUUCCUUAUUACUCACGCUCGUUAAUCUCAUUCUAAGAUCUGCAGCAGCGAGGAAAAUAUUUCUUAUUGCACUGUGUGAUGCCCAGAUAUUCACCCUGGGCUAUGAGAGCUGACCAAAUCUCUGGAGUCUCAAAGCAUUUCCUCUAGGAUCUGUUGUUCCCACUCCCCAGGCGCUGCUGGGGAAGCCCCAGGUUAUUUAACUUUUUAUUGUUGUUGUUGUUCUUCAUCAGCUCCUCCAGCCUUGUCUUCCUUCCCAGAAGAGCUCUUUGUGAUCCCUACAGCUUGCAGCUGUGAAGAAAAAGAAAGAAAAGGGUUGUGAAAGAAAAAAGAAGGAAAAGGUUCUUGUUGGCCCAUCCCUGGAAGUGUUCCAGACCAGGUUGGACAGGGCUUGGAGCAGCCUGGGACAGUGGAAGUUGUCCCUGCUCAUGGCUGGCGAUGGAAUGGGAUGGCCUUUAAGGUCCCUUCCCACCCAAACUUUCUGGGAUUUCAUGGAGAGGGCAGUGGCUGCCCCAGCCCUGCACAGUGACAGGAGGCUGCAGCCCUCACAGAGCUCAUCCCCCCACCUGCAUUCAGCACCUUUCCCAUUUUUCCCUUUGCAUCCUGCAUGUCUCCCCCCCCCCAGCCCACAUGUGCUGCUCUGUUUUCCACCUCUUUUCACUUGUUUUGCUGGUUCCCAUUGUUGGUGCCUGGGAGAGGGCUGCAGUGUGCUGUUGUUUACAGGAAAGUGCUCUUUGUUUCCCCAGCCUGGAGCAUCUGGUGUUUGUGAGAGGCACGGCACAGCUUUCCAACAGAAACUCAGCCAGCCCCAGCGUGCCUGGCCAGGAGUCCACGUGUGCCACCACGGCCUUGCUCCUAAAAAGGGUCUAAAAAGUCCCAAGUGAGACAAGGCAGGCUGAACAGGGCUUGGAGCAGCCCCGUGGAAGGUGUCCCUGCUCAUGGCAGGGUGUGGAACAGGACGGGUUUUAGGAUCUUUUCCAACCCGAAGUGCUCUGUGAUUCCACAAUCCAGCACAGAGAGAUAAAUGAAGGCAGGAUGGGUAGGAUGGAGCAGGAGAGCUUUGUUGAUUUAUGGCUCCAGCCAUCCCCCCCAAGGCAUCAGGAUGAUGGACGACCCGUGCACGCUCCCCUCCCCGUGGCACAGGCUGUCCAUGAGCUUUCCAAACAUACCAGGGUGAGGUGAUGCUUGCAGACACGGCAUUCCCGCUGAUGGCGCCUUUCCACAAUCAGCUGAAAGCUGCUCAGGGAAUUUGGGAAGCUGGGCUCCAGCCAUGAUCUGCUUGGCCAACCCUGCACUUGCCUUUAAUUUUAAUAAUUUGGCGACAUCCAUUUAUUUUAACGUUUCGCAAAGCGGGGCCUGCAUUUCCUCAGAGAAAAUGAGAGUUGAAGGAUGGUAAAAUGCCUCCAUAAAUUGGAAGUUAAAUUAAGAAACAGCUUUUAGAGCACUGAGUGCUGUUAGCUCCACAUUGUGGUGUCACUCACGGCAAUGUGAGCCUGUGGUACCCAUUGGAGGAGGCACGGGAGAUUUAGGAGGCACAUGGAGUGGGCUAGAUUGUUUAGUGAGUGUUUCUGAGCCCUCUUUUGUUUGCAGUUGGAAUGUAUUCAUGGGUUCACCCCUUGUUUCACUUCCCACAAGAUGCAGUUUUUGCAAAAAAAUUUCUUUUUUGGGGGAUAAUUUUAGCUAUUGAGCAUUUUAUAUCAGUGCGGGAGCAGCUUCUGGAAGUUUUAUCCUUUCGAUCUUAUCUUUUACACAAGAAGUGUUUACAGGGACCUGGAGUGCCAGGACAGGGGGGAAUGGUGUCCCACUGCCAGAGGGCAGGGAUAGAUGGAAUAUUGGGAAGGAAUUCUUCCCUGUGAGGCUGGGGAGGCCCUGAGCUUGCUCAGAGAAGCUGUAGCUGCCCCUGGAUCCCUGAAGUCUCCAAGGGCAGGCUGGACAGGGCUUGGAGCACCCUGGGAUAGUGGAAGGUGCCCGUGGCACCUGGACAUUCACCUUCAGGUCCAUCUUACUGAGCUGGAAAGGAAUUUGGCUUUGUAAUAAAUAAGACCAGUGUCUGAAGGUGUUCAAGGCUUUACCUUCAUCAAAGCAACCAAUAAAUCCUAUGAAUACCAUUAGGCAAGCAGAAAUUCCCAGUUGUCCUAAGUUCCAUUUAGUAUCAGGUCCUUUAGUUACCAACCUCCAUCAGUGCAAGCUUUCUCCAAGCUGAAGCAUUACGGAAUCCCAGGGGGAUUUGGGCUGGAAGGGACCUUUGAGCCCAUCUCACCCCACCCCUUGCCAUGGGCCAUCACUCCAACCGAGCAGGGGGCCAGCUGUGAGAUCUGACAACUGAGAGCUAUUUUUAACCCAGCAGCCCGAGACAGUGUCUGGUCCCUCUUGCUGGGAGUUGUUCUUGCUGGGUGUUCAGCAAACUUUGGGCUGGAUCCAUCAACUUUCAGCUCAGUGAUAACCCGGGAUAUUUCAUGCAUCGUGGACCGUGAAGGAUGCAGAGAUGUCAGCAGAAGCCGUUGUGCCAACGCAAACAAGGCCAGGAAGUUUUACUGUUCCCAUUGCUGGGAACCUUGUUCCUCUUCCCUCUGUGGAUGUGUCUGUGCAUCAAGAGAGGCCAAAAGGUGCAGGUAAACAUAAAUCCCGUAUUUCUGUGCUAUCCAAAGACAAAAAAAAAAGGG
Messenger RNA from Motacilla alba alba, 7905 nucleotides. It is a transcript of the gene ASB1, whose product is annotated as ankyrin repeat and SOCS box containing 1. The coding region runs from base 120 to 1151 and encodes 343 amino acids. The transcript has 5 exons. Gene Ontology annotation, biological process: intracellular signal transduction; protein ubiquitination. The record is from RefSeq and is a predicted model, not a curated record. Lineage: Eukaryota; Metazoa; Chordata; Aves; Passeriformes; Motacillidae. Gene Ontology annotation, cellular component: ubiquitin ligase complex. Gene Ontology annotation, molecular function: protein binding.